Messenger RNA from Saprolegnia parasitica CBS 223.65, 2123 nucleotides. RefSeq lists its product as hypothetical. The transcript is spliced from 2 exons. Gene Ontology annotation, molecular function: protein binding. The coding region runs from base 1 to 2094 and encodes 697 amino acids. The record is from RefSeq and is a predicted model, not a curated record. NCBI's taxonomy places the organism in Eukaryota, Oomycota, Saprolegniomycetes, Saprolegniales, Saprolegniaceae.
AUGUCGCCCGCCCGCGGCCUCCGCCUCUCGUACCUGCGCCACUUUAUCAACAGCCAUGGCGGCGAGGCCCGCUUUGCCGGCAAGACGACAGCCCAAGUCUGCUUUGAAUUUGUCGUGCCGUUGACCAAACCAUCCGAGCUCUCGCUCGUCGACCACGUCGCCAACGAUCCAACGACUGCCGCCUACGUCGCGCCAGCCAACUGGUAUGUCUCGCACGCGUGGAUGUACCUCUUCUUGGAGACCGUCGACAGCCUCGAGCGCUUCUUCGCCGACCGCGGUCUCGCCGACGACGCGGUCAUUUGGUUUUGCGUCUUCAACAACAACCAGCACCUUGCGAGCUCGUACACGUUCGAGUACUGGUCUUCUACCUUCAAGAACGGUCUCGCAGCCAUCGGCAACGUGGUCAUGAUCAUGCACCCGUGGAAUGACCCGAUCGUGCUUCGGCGAAGCUGGUGCGUCUUUGAGGUCUACGUGGCCGUGACCAUGGGCGCGCGCUUUGAGAUUGCACUGGCGCGAGAUCAAGAAGCCACGUUUCUCGAUGACAUCGACGACUUUGACGCGUUCAACAAGAUGCUGGCGACCAUCAAGAGCGAAGACUCGGAGACGACCGUGCCAAGUGAUCGCGACGGUAUUUUCGAUUUGAUUCGCGCCGAGACGUCGUUCAUCGCGGUUGACCGGCUCAUCUUUUCGACCUUGUCGUCCUGGAUCCGGACAACGCUCGAAGCAUCGAUUGUAGCAACGGCGUCGCUUGUCGAGAAGGCCCGGCGGUGGCGGCAGCUCGGUCUCAUUGCCGACAACCUAAACGACUACGCUAAGAGCGAGCGCUGCUUCCGGGAGGCGCUGACGUUGAACGACCACGUCCACGGGCCACUCGAUGCUGAGACGCUCAUGCUGCAGUCGCUGGUCGCGUUUGCGAUGGGCCACCAGCGCAAGCUCCGAUCCGAGUGGGAGCCAUUGCUUCGGUCAACGCUCGCUCUGGCGUCCGAGCACCUUGGCGAGACGCACCCGUAUACGCUGGCAACGCGCAGCAACUUGGUCAAGUCGCUCGGGCAGUUUGGCGAUUUUGCGGCGGCGUUGCCGUUGGCACUCGAGGACUUUGAGCGACGGCGGUCGCUGCACGGCCUCUCGGAUUUGCGCACGGCCCACGUCCUCUCGGAGAUCGGCAAGAUCUACAUCCACCUCGCCAAGCCCCGACUGGCCAUGCGCUGGCUCCGCAAGGCGUUCAGCAUUCGCGAAGCGCUCUCGGGGCGCGAGCACGCGUCGACAAUGGCCACGCUCUCCCUGCUCGUCGCUGCGCUUAUAUACAUGGGGGCCGCCGCCGAGGCCUCUGUGCUGGCAAACGAUGUCGCUGCGUCGAGAGCUCGGACGCUCGGGGCCGAGCAUCCCAAUACACUGGAUUCGCGCUUGAACGUGGCAGCCUGUAUGCUCAUGACGGGCGAUGCAGCGACGGCGGUGCCAGCGCUGCUGUCGCUGCAGACGUUGUUUGAAGCACGACACAACCUUGCGCCGUGGCUCCCGAUUGUCCACCACAACUUGGGCAUUGCGUACGCGAUGCUCAACAAGACGGAUCGCGCACGCACGUAUUACGUCCGCCUCUUUCAAAACGUGCAAACCAAGUACCACGCAUGGCUGCUCUUCGAUUUUGCCCUUCGCUUUGCACUGACGUCGGCGACCGAGGACCUUGCCCUCGUCCGCGACCAUGUCGAGUCGACGACCGAUACGGAGCCAGAGACGUGGCUGGAGAGCUGCAUGGAGUGCUAUCGGCCGAUCAUCGGCAGCAGCGUCGCCUGUGCGGUGUGUCCGCAUGACAUUUUCAAGUUUUGCACCCGGUGUCGAGAACAGCGACCGUCCCGACUGAAGCGUUUUUGCCGGCACGACCUUCAAGCGACAAGGUGGCGACGGACGGUGCCACCGCGCCGGUUCUUCUAUGAAGAGGCGCUGCUGCGUUCGACGGGGAUGGCAGAUGACUAUGACGACGUCGAGCUGCUCUUUCAGAGCUACGAGACGUACUGCAAUAGGCACAAGGUCCUACAGACAGAGCGCCUGCCGCGGACGGCGAUGCCGACGUUGAACCGCGGGUGGCACCCCCUGUAGUCUUGCGAUGGAAGACCAAGCAAUACACG